This is a messenger RNA of Necator americanus (New World hookworm), 4083 nucleotides long. RefSeq lists its product as uncharacterized. The record is from RefSeq and is a predicted model, not a curated record. Gene Ontology annotation, cellular component: cytoplasm. Gene Ontology annotation, biological process: protein modification process. The transcript has 22 exons. Lineage: Eukaryota; Metazoa; Nematoda; Chromadorea; Rhabditida; Ancylostomatidae. Bases 1 to 4083 code for a protein of 1360 amino acids.
AUGGAAUUCGGUGGAUAUCAUUUUGAACACUUCUUGCAUGGUCAUAAGCCCCAAUUAGAAGCUGGUGGAAUACCGCCAGAAUUAUGGGGCAGUCUUUAUUCGAAGCUUAUGCAACAGACAUUCGACGCCGGUAAUUACUUCCGCAUAUUGUGUGAAGAAACUGACGUUGGUCGGAACUGGAGCGUAUAUGCUACAAAAGAUCUUCAUCCCAUAGAUGAGUACAAUGUCUUUCUCAUCGAUCAUGCUUGGACAUUCCGUCCGCAUCAAGCUCGCGCUCAGUUAGAAGAACUACCACAGUUAGUCGAACGAAUGACUCACCUACUUGAUAUUGAUACUUCGGAAGAGAAUGUCUCGGUGUCCGAGAGUGAUAACGAAGUAACUACAGAUGAGUGUGAACGUGUGAUAAUGGAGCAAAAACUUGAGGCUUCUGCUCAAGGGAAAACACUUCCACGACUUGAGUCAGUCGAUGCGCGCCUCUGCAGUGCUGUUAAAGAAGAACCGUCCGCUAUUGACAAAAUCCUUAGUAACAUGUGGAAACAUAUACAAACAUAUACAGUGAUGCUCAAACAGACUCUUUGGCUCUUUCCGGAAAUGGAUGAAGAAAGUAUGCCGCUCUGGUACAUAAUGGAUGAGUUUGGUGUGCGAAUUUCCCAUUCCGAAACACCUAACGUGAAAGUAGUUCCCUUGUAUUUCAUCCCCCAGAAAGCUGCGUACAGUGUGGUUUUUCUUACAAAAGAAGUACGUGAUGGAGAAGAAAUAUGUCGGGACUUUGCUGACAACGCGUUAAGCAGACUUCAUCCAGAAUGGCGACCUUUUCUCUUGAUUCCAUGGUUGGAGCAUGAAUUCGAGCUCAAGGAAGAAUUAAAUCGAGAACCUGCUGAUGAGAUUUUCUUCAUGUCCGGCCGAUCACUAGACGUUCUACCAAAAGAGGAUGCUCAACAGGAAUCGUUAGAAGCCAUCAAGAAACGUGACUUGUCCCUCCCUCUCCGCGUGUAUGCUGACGAUCUACAGUUAAUUGAGAAACUAUCGGCUGUCAAAUGCGAAGAAACAGCUAACUGGCGCGCUGCCGAUGUGAUCUGGCUGAGGAGACAUUUCCGCGAUUUUGAACAGCUUUGCAAGGAGAACCCACGCGCUCUCGUCAAUCAAUUUCCACAUGAAAGUUGCAUCACUGUGAAAGAUCUGCUGUCAGCAAUUGUUAUGGAUCAGAAUGCCGGAAAGAGUCCGGCUUGGUUCCAGAUUUGCUUCAACCUAAACACUGAGCUUCCGCAGUUUGUGUCCUAUUACCUGCGAAGAAAAGCGAGCAUAUUCACUGCCUCAGUACCCUGCACACUGGGCCCUGCCGUUCAGACGUCGGACGGUAUGGCGACCGCAGCUGAUGAUUCCGAAUUGGACGCGUUUUACGAGGAGCUGGAAGAAGUAGUCCGCAACGAGAAGUCCUUUUACAAAUUUGUUGUCGGAGACUUCAACGCAAAACUAGGAAAGGCCACAGAGGAGGAAUACGGAAUAGGAAGAUUUGGACUAGGGGACCGGAAUGAAAAUGGCAAUCAUCUCGCUGGGCUGUUGUCUGCCGCUCGCCUCUUUCAUGGGAACUCUCUUUUCAUGAAAAAAGAUCAUCGUCGGUGGACAUGGGAAUCGCCCAAUGGCGCGACUCGUGCGGAGAUCGACCACAUACUCACCAACCGGAGGUGGUGUCUACUUGACAUCUCAGUAGUACCAUCCUUUUGUAGUGGUUCUGAUCACCGUCUCCUUCGUGCGAAAAUACGACUUAGCCACACGAUGGAAAAGAACAUCUGCUAUCGGCAACGAAGGAGAAAAGAAGUCGUCUACGACGAUUGCGUACUCGAGGACUCCCUGUCCCAGGUGACUGGCACAUCGAGGAGGACCCAAACGUGGACUCGGAUGCUGCUCAGAGGAUUACGAGCUUGUGCUGAACGAAGAAGAAGGGCUUUGAGGCUUGAUCCGAAUGCAUCGCACAUUGAGCGGCAGAAGAAGAUUCUAGAAGCAGCACAAAGAAGAACGAAUCUAAAGAAGUGCCGCAGGGAUCUCCGCGAAUAUAAUAUUCCGCUAGCAACCUUGCUGAGCGAAGACGGGACUCGCACGUCUUCUCGUCGUGAGAUGGAAAUCAUUACGCAGAGGUUCUACUCGAACCUUUUCCGUUCAUCAACUCCUGUGUCAAGCCCAAUCAUCCCCACUGGCGAAGCUCCACCACGGAUUCUCCCUUCGGAAGUACGAGUCGCUAUCAAGAGCAUGAAACCUGGCCUAGCCCCCGGACCUGAUUUUAUAUCAGCAGACUUUCUUCGGGCUGGUGGCCAUCCGCUUCAUGUAAUCUUAGCAGCGCACAUGACAUCCUAUCCUCAGAAAGAAAGGAUCCCAGACCAGUGGAAGACCUCGCGAACCGUUCUUAUCCAUAAGAAAGAACAAGCUGGAUUCCGCCAAGUGUUCAGCUGCUUGGACCACAUCCAGACCGUGUCGAGGGUCAUAGAGGUUUGCCGGGAAUACCGCCUGCCCCUUGUUCUAACCCUCGUCGACUAUGAGAAAGCCUUUGACAGCGUAGAAACGAAUGCAAUACUGUCAGUACUGGUCGAUCAAGGUGUGGACGUGUCGUAUGUGAGGACAUUAGCCAAUUGCUACGAACGAUGCACGACUAGGAUACAGCUUUUCCACCGCCCUCUCACCACACCCAUUGGAAAGGGGGUACGACAAGGCGAUACUAUAUCGCCGAAGCUGUUCACGGCUGCACUGCAAUGGAUAAUGAAAUCACUAUUCUGGGAAGAAAGAAGCAUACGUGUUGAUGGAAGAUUUCUUUCGAACCUUCGUUUCGCGGACGACAUCGUUCUCUUUUUGAGCAGUACCAAUGAAGCAGAAACGAUGCUCAACGAAUUGAACGAAGCAGGGAAGAGAAUAGGACUACGAAUAAACAGAAAGAAGACACAGUUCAUGAAGAACGCGCACUGCGAGGACGGAGGAAUACAACUUGAAGGCUCCCAAAUCGUGGAAACUCCGUCAUACGUAUACCUCGGACGUUCUAUGAACAUGGAAAACGACUUGAAGGAAGAACUGAAUAGAAGAAUGAGAGCAGCAUGGGCAGCAUUCGCAGCCGUCAGGGAAGCUACGGACCAACUGACGGACCAUGAUCUUCGUGCCCAUCUGUUCGACUCGACAGUCCUUCCAUCGCUCUGUUACGCAGCGGAGACGAGACCGCCAACGAGAUGGGGUGACGUGUUCGCUGCCGGAUGGACCAGCUGGAGCUCAGCUGGAUACGGCUCAGGCCUCGUCACGUCUCCGAAGCUUGAGAACAUCUUGGAUGACAAUGGCGAGGGAACCAAACGAGUGGAAGAGAUGCUGGGGCCCGCACGUCGAGUGAAGACGGGCCAUCUAAGUAACGGCCUUGACAAUACAUGGAUCAUUAAACCAUGGAAUCUCGCUCGUGGACUUGACAUGCACGUCUCGAACGAUCUUCGACAAAUUAUUCGCCUGACUGAAAGUGGUCCUAAGAUUGCCUGCAAGUACAUUGAACGACCGGUACUAUUUCAUCGCUCCGACAGUGGCUGUAUGGUGAAAUUCGACCUUCGCUACAUUGUUUUCCUGAAUCAAGUGCGUCCUGUACGAGCGUUUCUUUAUAAGAACUUCUGGAUACGCUUCGCCAUCAAUCAGUUUUCUCUCGACAACUUCGAUGACAUUGACACGCACUUCACGGUGUUCAACUAUGGCAAUGAAGAUAAAAUCCUUCAGAUGGAAUGUGCGGACUUUAUAAAACGGCUGCAGGAAACAUAUCCUUCCAUAAAGUGGUGUGAUGUUCAAAGCAAAAUCAAUAAUGUCCUCAAAAGUGCUUUGGAAGCUGCGUGCAGCUAUGAUCCGCCUCGUGGAGUUGCGAAGAACGUACAGUCGAGGGCGAUGUAUGGCGCAGACGUCAUGCUUCAGUGGAGCGACUCAGAAGAGAAAGAAGUGCAACCCACGUUGCUGGAGUUCAACUUCAUGCCGGACUGUAAUCGUGCGUGUCAGUACUAUCCAGAUUUUGCUGACACCGUUUUCCAGACGAUGUUCAUGGACCAAAUUGAUGCAAGUAAAGUUUGUGAGAUAUAA